Leptopilina boulardi is the source of this 984-nucleotide messenger RNA. RefSeq names its product shematrin-like protein 2. The coding region runs from base 109 to 570 and encodes 153 amino acids. NCBI's taxonomy places the organism in Eukaryota, Metazoa, Arthropoda, Insecta, Hymenoptera, Figitidae. The transcript has 3 exons. The record is from RefSeq and is a predicted model, not a curated record.
UUGCAAAGAGAGAGAGAGAUGGAUGCCGAGUCGAUGAGGUAUAUAAGGACUACUAGAUACUCGUCUAAGUCAGUCAACAGUGCUAACUAAUCCUCAAUAACCGCAAAUAUGAUCAAGCUGAUUUUAUUGCUCCUCGCCGUGGUUGCAUAUGCAUCCGCUGGUGGUUUAUAUUCCGGACUUGGACUUUAUGACAGUUAUGGUUACGGAGGCUACGGUUAUGGACAUGGAUAUGGUUAUGGAUAUCCAUAUGCCACGAGCUAUGCAAGCACUUACAAGGUAUUGCCAUCGGUAACAAAAGUAAUUGCUCCACCAAUAACAAAAAUUGCCUAUGCUACACCACCAGUGACCAAAAUUCACUACGCUCCACCCACAAUCUACAGUCCAAUUUAUAAAUACAGUACCUAUGGACAUGGAGGAUAUGGCGGAUAUAGUGGAUAUGGAGGAUAUGGAUAUCCAUACUCUUAUGGACUUAAUUACGGACAUGGUUAUGGUUAUGGAAUUGGUCAUGGUUAUGGAUACGGUGGUUAUGGAUAUGGUGGUUAUGAUAAUGGCCAUUAUGGAUAUUACUAAAUUAUUAUCUCCAAUACCAAAAAAAUUUCAAAAGACUAAAACAAAAAUUGUACAUACGGUUUUCUUUCGUAUCAUCCCUUCAUUUAAAUGAAAAUACACGUUUUUACCCCUUCCUAAAAAAAAAUUUUGUGUUUUUUUAUUAUACUAUAUACCUGAUGCAAAAAUCAAUUUUUCAGAUAAACAAUUAUUAUUUAAAACUAAUUUUUCUGAAUAAAAUUAAGAAAUCCAAUUAUCGCGAAAAAAAGCUUUUCUUAUAUAAGGAAAAAGCAACAAAAAAAAAAAUAAUUGAUCAAUCUCGUUUUGGAGUGAAAUUAUUUCUUCUGUUUUUUGAUUAUAGAUAAGUUUGUUUUUUUGAUCAAAGGGUAAAGAAUAAAUGGAGCACGCACAAUUAAAACAAACGAAUUGAAUGGUCAA